UGACAUUGACGAUGAGGAGGACAUCCCCACCUUCACCUCGCCCUCUCCGGUCUGCUCCCCUCUGCCCCCCGCCUCCCCUCACUACUACCUCACCCACACCAAACCCGCUCUGCAGUCCCCCACCCGGUCUUACCCGUCUCCCCUGGGCCCCUCUCCGUCCCGGCCCCGCGCUGUGGUUGCCAGCCUGUCCUUCAACAAGGGGACUCCCAGCAAGCCCCUGCACACCAACGGGACCUGCGUGACUCGCGCCGCCUCCUUCCACAGCCGCUUCAGCCCCAACGGAUACUCGGCCAUGUUCGGGGCGGGCAGCGACAACGACAGCCUGCACAGCUCCACGUCCAGCCUGGAGUACGCCGGAGGGGGGUCCAAGCUCCUGUCCUACCCCUCCCCCCGCACGCCCGAAGAGUACCCACCACACAACGCCCACCAGCAGCCUAUCAACGCCAACUUCAACCACACCAAGUUCUCUCAGGAGUCCAAACCCACCUCAGACCUGCACAACCCCAACGGAGACGCAGGGGGCGCUGUGGGGAGGAGCGGCGCGUCGGAGCACCUCUCUCCCGGCUUCAAGUUUGUCAGUGCUAAUGCUAAUGCUAACUCUACCUGGAACGGGCGUUUCCGUAGUAACGGCAGCUUCGGAGAAGAGAUCCAUUCUUUCAACAACCACAGCCCAAAGCCAGCCACCCCGGCAAGUCCGAGGAAGACCCCCCAGCUCAACAAGUUCCCCCUGGACUUGGACAGUAUAGUGACCGGUCCCUCUGUCCCUCCAGAGACAAUGUCCCCCCGAACCGCUGUCCCACCACCACGCUCCCCCGGCUCUGGGAUGGUCAGCUCGUCGGCCUCCCUGAGCAGUCUGGAGAGCUCGGACAUCCCUCCCCUCUACCCACCCGUCACCCCGCCGCCCGUCUUUACACCCGUCACACCGCCCGGCCCCCAGCGAGUUCCCAGAGUAAGCCCCUGCCCGGUGCCCCUGUCCCCCGCCCAGACCCCCCGGCUGCAGCUCCUGUCAGGUCCUCAGGUGGGGCAGGUGGACAGUGUCUCCUUCCCCAGGAGUCCCAUGUCCUCACAGGGGGACAAAGAAGACGAGCUAGGGGACAGCGUGGGCUCCAUCCUCCAGAGGAUCGCUUCCUUCUCUCAGGCGGCGCUCCACACCAGCACCAACACCACCUCCGGGCUGCCCGGGCAAAUGAUCCAACCACCAGCACCCCAAGGACCCCAAGGACCCCAAGGACAGAGCAAAGACAGUGCCGGAGACCUGGAGCGUGACGUCCCCAUGGAGGACACAGAGGCCACACCCACUGCCAUAAGCACCGCCCCCUCUACAACCACACCCCCCACCACCAACGGCAGCCGCUCCGAGCCUGGACAUGACGGACAGGGACAGGAGCACACGGAGCAGAGGGCGGUCAUCAUGUCAGUCCUGGAUGAGAACCACACCCAUGGGCCCGCACAGGACAGCGAGGGCCCUGCGGUGGACAGUGAGGGGCCCCGGGACACUAGGACCCAGCACCCGGAGAACGGCGUGCACCCGGACCCCCAGACCCCCCACUGCCCCUCCCCCGACCCCGACAUGAGCUACAUCAGCGGGGCCGACUUGUUUGGGUACGUGGGCAUCGAGGCCGUCCUGGACCAGAUGAGGCGCAAGACCAUGAAGGCCGGCUUCGAGUUCAACGUCAUGGUGGUGGGUCAGAGCGGUCUCGGGAAGUCCACUCUGGUCAACACUCUGUUUAAAUCCAGAGUGAGCAGAAAGUCCUGCUCCAGCCUGCACCACGAGAAGAUCCCCAAGACUGUGCGCAUCCACGCCGUCAGCCACAUGAUUGAAGAGAAGGGUGUGAAGAUGAAGCUGACCGUGGUGGACACUCCAGGCUUUGGAGACCACAUCAACAACAACAACUGCUGGGAGCCCAUCGUGGCCUAUGUGCAGGAGCAGUAUGAGAAGUACCUGAGGGAGGAGCUCAACGUGACGCGCAAACGCCGCAUUCCAGACACCAGGGUGCACUGCUGCGUCUACUUCCUGCCCCCCACUGGACACAGGUUACGGGCCAUAGACGUGGAGUUCAUGAAACACUUGGGGAGCAUCGUUAGCAUCGUGCCGGUCAUCGCUAAAGCUGACACUCUAACUCUGGACGAGCGGCUGGACUUUAAGCACAGAAUCCGGCAGGACCUAGCGGCUAACGGCAUCCAGGUGUACCCCCAGAAAGAGUACGACGAGGACCCCGAGGAGAGCGUCCUCAACAACAGCAUCAGGGAGUGUAUCCCCUUCGCGGUGGUGGGCACUGACAGAGAGCACCAAGUCAACGGCAACAAGGUCCUGGGACGCAAGACCAAGUGGGGCAUCAUCGAAGUUGAAAACGCGGCUCACUGUGAAUUCUCCCAUCUGAGAGAUCUGCUCAUCAGGUCUCACCUCCAGGACCUGAAGGACGUCACCCAUAACAUCCUGUAUGAGACAUACCGUGUGCGGAGACUCAACCAGGCCAACGUGGACUUCAGCGAGCUGGGUCUGCCAUCAUCCGGGUCCCCCCUGUGCUCCAGCCUCUGCUCCACCCUCUGCUCCGGCAUCCAGGACCCAAGUGAGGGGGAGAGCCAGCUGUGACCGCACCCACCUGCACGUGACCCCGCUCACCUGCAUGUGACCCCGCACCCUGUGCUCCACCCUCUGCUGCGGGGCUCAAGACCCACGUGAGGGGGAGAGCCAAAUGUGACCCCCGCCCAUCCAAAUAUGAUCCCGCCCGAUGUAAUACUACGGACCAAGAAGAACAGAGAACCAGGUGUGAUCCUGCCCAUCUACAUGUUACUCCGCCCCCUGUGGACCUGCCUCGUGAAACUCCGCCCCAUAAUUCUACAGUCCAAUCAGAGCAGAGAGCCAAAUUUGAGUGACUUCACCCCAUGUGACUCCGCCCCUCACACUACUCAGGGCCAAUCAAAGCAGAUAAAAUCUUUGCUCUGCUCUGGACCAAUCACAAUCAGGAGAGCGACGCCUGUGACUCCGCGUUCUGUAACUCCUCCCCUGCACCGCUUUGGACCAAUCAGAGCAGUGAGAGUCUCUUUUGUCCCCUGUAUCUCUCCUGACCAAUCAGAUGAGAGAUGGUCAACAAUAGCCCACCCUCUCUGACUCCGCCCCCUGCACGGACCAACCACAGGAGUGAUACCUACCUGUGACUCCGCCCCCUGCCAUGCUCCAGGCCAAUCAGAGCAGAGAGUAAAUAUUUUGAUGAUAGAUAGAGACUUUGUUAUAUUCAUCCCAUAUUUUUACAAUGGGAGUAUAGUUAGUGAUUGUUUUGUUUUGUUUUUGUACAUUUUACAUACUUUUCAUAGAGAUAAUGUUAAAAUGUUAAUAAAAUGUGAUAAUUAAGACGUUUAUGAUGCAAAGAACAUCAGCAGACUGGAUCAACAAUACUACUGACCGUUACCGUGACGACAAACCACAAUCAGAGCAGUGCUGAGGUCCACAAAUGUAUCCGCAGUUUUUAUGUUCGAUCUAAUAUUAAAGACAUGUAGAUAAUCAAAUACACCGUACAGGGUGACCAGUUGGACUCUUUAGUACUGUUUGUAGUACUUUUACUUCAGAAAUAUAAGAUACAGCGUACAAUAUUUUUUUGUAUUUUUAAAGAAUAAACCAGAACUAUUCAACAAUGUAAAUAUAUCUGUCAAAGCUUUUGUCGUACUCACGAUUAUUAACUUCAAAAUUGUACUACAGAUUAAAAUUACUUAAUGGCCCGGUA
Molecule: messenger RNA, 3722 nt
Organism: Boleophthalmus pectinirostris (great blue-spotted mudskipper)
Lineage: Eukaryota; Metazoa; Chordata; Actinopteri; Gobiiformes; Gobiidae
Product: neuronal-specific septin-3-like
Exons: 11
Coding region: 293-2593 (766 amino acids)
Biological process (GO): cytoskeleton-dependent cytokinesis
Cellular component (GO): microtubule cytoskeleton; septin ring; cell division site
Molecular function (GO): GTPase activity; molecular adaptor activity; GTP binding
Source: RefSeq, a predicted model, not a curated record